ACGUGUGAAACAUAUUUUCAUGAGAGGAACACCGGGCACAAUUUCCUCCACCGCCACCGCAGCGCGUGAGGCCAGGGAGCGACGAGGCCGGGGUUAGCGCAGCGGGACGGAGGCAACUUGACUCUGCAACCCGGUUGCCCCAGUUCCAAACGACUGCCCCCCACUCACAGCCCCUUUUGACACACUUGCCGGUCCGCACCGCAAGUGCUGUAGGGUUGUUUUUGAGCUUCUUCCCUGCCUACCUGUGCGCUGUUUCUCCGCCUGCCUGGUGAGGGAUCGUGCCUUAUUGACGUUCCGUUGAGUCGCACCUCCCCAACUACCCCAGCGACCGGAGCACUCCGUCCGCCCCUGUUUCCGCUCCGGCCCACCUACCCGCCGACGGAAGCACCCAUUACUUGCCGAAGUACCGCGUCUGCGUACUUCUUUUUGGCACCCCUCUCGCUCUCUUUGGGCUCCCCCGCUUGGUCCAAGUACCUCCGCUGAGCCUUUUGGCAAGCCAGUUUUUCCCCGCUUCGCCCAAUCUAUUCCUCGCGACUCGUCGGCUGCUUCCGCUCCGAGUUCUUUUUUUUCUCGCCAACCAAUUUGCUGCGGCCUCGCUAACUGUUCCGCCGUCGCUUAUUCGCUUCACCGCUCUCGCCUCCCCUGACCUGCCCACCAUGUCGAUGUCCUUCCUGGAGGCCGCCUACUUGGUCCUCAAGAAGACCAAGCGCUCUAUCCACUACCAGGACCUCAUGGCCCGCAUCAUGGACCUGGACCUCGUCACUACUCGAGGCCUCACUCCAUCGCGGACGCUCAACUCGAUUCUCAAUGUCGAGUGCAAGCGGCCGCAGUCGCGGUUCUGCUCGUACCGAUCCGGCUACUUUGGCCUCAAGGAGUGUGGCAACAUGCACGAGCCGCCUCCAGAGGUUGAGAAGAAGUCCCGGGCGCGUGCGCGGCGCAAGGACGCCAAGGGUGCCAAGGCCAAGGCGCGGACCAAGGCACGGACAGCCAAGGCCGCGGGCAAGAAGGCCGGGGCGUCGUCCAAGUCGAGCUCGAAGAGCUCCAAGUCGCGCAAGGGCCGCACGCCGCGAUCGUCAUCAGCCAACUCGGAUUCGGGUUCGGGCUCGUACUCGUCGAUGUCGUCCGAGUCGCGCAACCGGGCGCUUGCCCGCCGUCGCCGCCGUGAGGCGCGGCUGCUUCGGCAGGAGCGCCGGCGGUUGGAGGCAGCGGCAGCGGCAGCGGCUGCGUCGGGCUCGCCGUCUGCAGCAGCGGCUGCUGCGGCAGCAGCCGCUGCUGCGGCCGCGCGGCCGCGUUCCCGACUGUACUCGCGGUCGCCGACCCGCCAGCGCCGGCGGCGUGACGGGUCGGUCUCGUCGUCGUUCUCGGGCGCGUCGCGAUCGCCCGAGGGGCUCGAGGGCUCGCCUGUUGAGUACCGGAUGGACUCUGACGACGCGCGGUGGCUUGAGGGCUACAACAAGUCGCAGGGCAAGAGCGUGACCGUUCAGCGGUUCGAGCGGUUCCUGGAUCGGUUCGAGAAGGCCUCGCACACCGAGACCGAGGCCAUGCAGCUGUCGCUGGUCCAGUUCCCGGGUGAGGAACUCUCGACGGUAGAGGACGUGUACAGCUACUGGGUCUCAAAGCGGCGGGCCAAUGCCGGGCAGCCGCUGCUGACGCUCGCAUCGCGCGGCUUUGCGUCUGCGCCGGUCUCGCCGCGGUCGACUUCGCCUGCGGCGCUCGACUCGCUGGACCUCUCGUCGCUGCCGGGCAUGGCGUCGCGACGUGUGCGGUCUGUGGCGCCCACGCCUGGGCGUGCGACGUCGCCGGAUUUUGCGGCGCUCCUCGCGCAUCGCACCGGCGGGAUUGACCCGCGGCUGGCGUCGACGGCGCGCGGCUCGGGCAUGCACGACCCGAACAACGUGGUCAGCGCGGCUGCCGAGAUCCUGCGCGGCACCGCACCGCUCGUCCCGGCGUCGGUGGCGUACCGGUCGGGCACUGCGCCCGUGUACAUGCCGCCGUCGGACGCGGUGACAGCGGUGCCGUCGGGCGCGCAGACGCCGAUCGGCGGCAUGGACUUUGGCGCGUCGGCGCCGACGACCUUCCGCUUCGACUACUGCUCGACCUGCUUUGGCACCUCGAGCAUGCCAUCGAACAACCUGCGCGUGUGCGGCGGGCCGUGUGCUCGCUGGUUCCACGAAAAGUGCGUCGGCAUGUCUCAGCGUGACGUCGUGGCGUCGUCGCUGUGGCGGUGCCCCGACUGCAAGGCUGCCAACGCGUCGCCGACGUCGAUGGUCGGCUCGGCCUCGCUCUCGGGUCCGCCCAACUCGACCCUCUCGAUGAUCAACUUUGACGACGUCCACACCAACCCGCUGACCUCUGUCCCUGGCGCGCUCGCCUCGCUCCCGUCGCUCACUGUUGGCGGCGCACUCGACGACGGCAUGCUCAACGCGUCGUCGUAUGGCGACAACUCGGUCUCGGGCGUUGCAGACUUUCCGUCGACACACGACAUCCAUCACCCCUCAGCCUACGCCGAGUUUAUGGACUCGAUUAUCUCAGCUGCGCCCGGCUCGCCCAAGCGCAAACGCGAUGUGGAGCCCGCACUGCUCUUCCCGGAACCGAAGCGCCGCAAGGCCAUCGCUGCCUCGCACUGAUCGCGUUCAAUUUAGGCUUGCGCCCCGCUCCUUGACCCCCCCCUCCCCCCUCAACUCUCACACACAGACCACCCUCUACUCUAAUCGUUAUCAAAUAACAGAAAGCAUUUUUGCCCC
Molecule: messenger RNA, 2744 nt
Organism: Thecamonas trahens ATCC 50062
Lineage: Eukaryota; Apusomonadida; Apusomonadidae
Exons: 2
Coding region: 657-2627 (656 amino acids)
Biological process (GO): regulation of transcription by RNA polymerase II
Cellular component (GO): piccolo histone acetyltransferase complex
Source: RefSeq, a predicted model, not a curated record